UUCCCGGCGUUCACGGCGGCGGCGGCUGCGGCUGCGGCUGCGGCCCAGAAGGCGAAAUUCACCAACACCGACAAGCAGAUUGAAGGUCCCGAGGGGUGCAAUCUGUUUAUCUAUCAUCUACCGCAGGAGUUUAGCGAUACUGACCUGGUCUCGACGUUUCUGCCGUUCGGCAACGUCAUCUCCGCCAAGGUCUUCAUCGAUAAACAGACGCAGUUGAGCAAGUGCUUUGGUUUUGUGUCGUACGACAACGCGGCGAGCGCGCAGGCAGCGAUCCAGGCAAUGAACGGUUUCCAGAUCGGUAUGAAACGGCUGAAGGUCCAACUGAAACGAUCCAAGGAUGCGUCGAAGCCCUAC
Heterotrigona itama is the source of this 354-nucleotide messenger RNA. NCBI's taxonomy places the organism in Eukaryota, Metazoa, Arthropoda, Insecta, Hymenoptera, Apidae. The record is from the annotation of a GenBank genome assembly.